AGGAGGAUUUGGAACAACUAAUGGCCGACAUCAAGAAAACGGCAAAUAGAGUUCGAGGGAAAUUAAAGGUUAUGGAGCAAAGUAUUGAGCAAGAAGAGAGUUCGAAAAUGAAUGCAGCGGAUGUCAGAAUAAGAAAGACCCAACAUUCAACGCUUUCCAGGAAGUUUGUUGAGGUAAUGACAGAUUAUAACAACACACAAACGGAUUACAGGGAGAGAUGUAAAGGUCGUAUCCAGAGACAGCUAGAAAUUACUGGAAAAUCAACCACUGAUGAGGAGUUAGAAGACAUGUUGGAAAGCGGAAACCCAGCGAUAUUCACAUCCGGUAUAAUAAUGGAUACGCAACAGGCCAAACAGACGUUGCGUGAUAUAGAAGCAAGACACAACGAUAUUAUCAAAUUGGAGAACAGCAUUCGAGAACUACACGAUAUGUUUAUGGAUAUGGCCAUGCUGGUUGAAAGUCAGGGAGAAAUGAUUGACAGGAUUGAGUUCAACGUAGAACAGUCAGUGGACUACGUAGAAACAGCCAAAAUGGACACUAAAAAAGCUGUCAAGUACCAGAGUAAAGCUAGACGGAAAAUGAUUUGCAUCGGCAUUUGUGUAGCAGUCUUAGUAAUCAUUCUCGUCAUUGUUCUAUUAUCAACGCUAACUUAAGAGGGCGCUUUCCAUAAAUCUCCUUUCAUGUUACUACAGCCCUUUUCAAAACUAUGGCUUCAGCUUCGCCUAGGACUUUUAAGCCCGGUUCAUACUUCCUGUGAAUGCAAAUCCGAAGCCAAUUUUGACAUAACAAAUUCACAAUGCAUAAUUCGCAUCAUCAGUUGACUUGUGCUCAACUCCUGCGAAACAUUCGCUGCAAAAACGGAGCUGUGACUUCAGAAUUCGAUUCGCGUUCGCAUUCGCAAGGAAGUAUGCACCAGGCUUUAGGCUUCUCCAAUGACUUAGGCUUCACCUAUGGCUUAGGCUUCCCCUAUGGCUUAGGCUUCUCCUACGGCUUAGGCUUCUUCUGCCUGUUUGCAGCAUCGCAGAAAUAACUGACAGACCAUCAGAGUCAGAGCCGAAGCUGAAGCUGUAGUUUUCGAAAAAUGGCCUAUUGACCCAUUGUAUAGCACGCAGUGCAAUUACAUGUACCAGGACCCAAUUUCAUAGAGCUGCUUAACAGUAAGCAAAAAGGUGUAAGAGUAUUUCAUAGCUUAGGGCAUUACGCCUAUGGUUGUUAACUCUUGUCAGGUUGUCAAGUGUAGAAGUGUUCCAGGGCGCAAUUCCAUAUUUUAGCCCUGGCGUCAAAAUUUGCUCUUAGAGAUAUCUUCCUUAGUAGAAACAUGUGCCAAAACUUUGGUAAGCGCAACAAAAUUGCUUAUCACAGAAAUGUAGUUUACACACACAUUGGCAAAUUUUCAUCACAUAUAGUACAAAUAGUACACAUAAUUUGUUCAGCUGAUAAUCUGUUUCUGCCGUAUUUUUCUAUCAUCCUUAAGCAACUAUUUCUGCAAAACAGUUUCAUGGCAUUUUGCACUUUCUGCCACUUUGCACAUCUUGAAAGCCAUUUCAUUGGGAAAGAAAAUUCUGGUUGCAUUUCCGCACCCAUAUUGUUUUUAAUAUGGAUAUUAGGUUGUAUCGUAAACCUGGGGGUGUCCCUGGUCACUCGACAGCUAAAGGUUACAUGGCUUCUGACUGCCACCUCCCCCGAACAAAGAUAUUGACUAAUAGGGAGAUAUCUAAUAUUAGGGAUGGAUAGCUGAGUUGGUAGAGGGCCGGUAUGUUAAUCCGAAGGCCAUUCAUUAAAGUCCCGACCUCAGUCAGUCAAUUGUUCUUUAUUCAAACCCAAACUAAAAACAAUAUUUCUGCUUACACAAAACAUUAGAUUGGGUGCUUUGGGCAACAACAAAAAAACAUUUGUCAGAAAUGGAAAUGGUGGGAAAGAUGUUUUAAAAGUAGAAUAUAAUGAUUCACACAGAUAUUCCUAAAAGUUGUAAGGUUUUUCCUUUUAUAAAUCCACCUUUUUGUAGCAUAACAUCUUUGACGCCACAAAAUGGCGCCAAAACUCGAGACAAUGAAGCAGUUUGCUAUUAGGUUUUUUUCUUUAAUAACAUUUCUGUGUAAAGUAGUUGAAAGGGCUCAGGUUUGUCAAACUAAUCUAAUCCAAAAGAAAACAAAUAUUUCGCCCUUAAAUCAGAAGAACAAAUGUUGGAAAGUGGCCUGUUAUUACCGGCAGAAAAAAACCAUACAUACUCUACCCAACAGUGUUUUCUUGUAUAUAUAUUUUUUAUCGCCUGAUAUAAAUUACCUGUCACUGUCAGGAUGCUAUAUAAAAUACCUAUUUACUAUUUAUUAUGUAAUGUAUUUUUCAAUUAUUUUUUUCAAAUCACCUGAAUUCCAGUAGUAGCCAGUGGUAUUUCCUAAUGAUUGCCUCUUGAGUGAUACAUUUAAUCAAAAUUUCUUCCUUGUGUAAACUCUUUUACAACCACUGUUGCUUUGCGUUUUGAACCUAAAAGGCCCAGGGGUCGAUUUCACAAAGAGUUAGGACUCGUCUUAUCUCGAGUUAGGACG
This is a messenger RNA of Asterias rubens (European starfish), 2546 nucleotides long. Its product is annotated as syntaxin-like. The transcript is spliced from 7 exons. Gene Ontology annotation, cellular component: presynaptic active zone membrane; plasma membrane; synaptic vesicle. Lineage: Eukaryota; Metazoa; Echinodermata; Asteroidea; Forcipulatida; Asteriidae. Gene Ontology annotation, molecular function: SNARE binding; SNAP receptor activity. The record is from RefSeq and is a predicted model, not a curated record. Bases 21 to 653 code for a protein of 210 amino acids. Gene Ontology annotation, biological process: exocytosis; synaptic vesicle fusion to presynaptic active zone membrane; intracellular protein transport.